AUGGCAAAAAAGUCACCCACCUACAUCAAGAAAAGUAUUGCUGCACCAAAAUUUAUGGGAUGCAUUAAAUGCAUUGUGUAUCAAACAUGUAAGAAAAACUGUAAUGCAAUUACAAAGACUGACAAAAGACCUAGCCCAUGUCUGGUAGCUGUUAGUAAAACUAAACCACAUGAAAUGAUUAAAGAGGCUUAUCAACAUGGUCAGAGAGAUUUCGGUGAAAAUUACGUUCAAGAAUUGGUACAAAAAGCAACAUAUUUCAAGGACGCUGGAUAUGAAGAUAUCCGAUGGCAUUUUAUUGGUCACUUGCAAAGGAACAAAGUAAAUAAUUUAUUAGGAGCACCAAACCUGGAAGUUGUGCAAACAGUCGAUAGUAUAAAACUUGCUGACGCUUUAAAUAAAAGUUGGCAGAAGAAGAACAGUGAUAAAAUGUUAAAAGUAUUUGCACAACUCCUGGCAGUUUUCCAAUCUCAACAACAAAAUAAAAAAAAUUACAUUCACUAUUUAGGAGUCCCUAAAACAACUUUUUUCUCUCGCGCACACACUUACGGACAGACAGAUAUUAAUAUAAAAGAUGCGAGUACAAGGUACAAAUCAGGAUGUACUCCAACAGAAUGUACAGACCUUGUAAAACAUAUACAAAGUAAUUGUGACUGUUUAAGCUUGCAAGGCUUAAUGACUAUUGGUUCAUUUCGAGAAAUUACUGGUCCAAAUCCAGACUUCAUAUGCUUAGUUAACUGUCGCAAGAAGGUUUGUGAAGAUUUAAAACUGGAUGAAAAUGAUGUCCAAUUGAGCAUGGGAAUGUCGCAUGACUAUGAAAAAGCUAUUCUUGCUGGUAGUACAACUGUUCGUAUUGGAAGUACCAUAUUUGGUUCAAGAGAGAAGAAUAAAGACAGUAAAGACACAAUGCAAGCAGAUGCAGAUGUGUCAUCAAAAUAG
Molecule: messenger RNA, 936 nt
Organism: Hydractinia symbiolongicarpus
Lineage: Eukaryota; Metazoa; Cnidaria; Hydrozoa; Anthoathecata; Hydractiniidae
Product: pyridoxal phosphate homeostasis protein-like
Exons: 12
Coding region: 1-936 (311 amino acids)
Cellular component (GO): intracellular anatomical structure
Molecular function (GO): pyridoxal phosphate binding
Source: RefSeq, a predicted model, not a curated record